This is a messenger RNA of Acanthisitta chloris (rifleman), 639 nucleotides long. It is a transcript of the gene CERS5, whose product is annotated as ceramide synthase 5. NCBI's taxonomy places the organism in Eukaryota, Metazoa, Chordata, Aves, Passeriformes, Acanthisittidae. Gene Ontology annotation, biological process: ceramide biosynthetic process. The annotation marks the transcript as partial. The record is from RefSeq and is a predicted model, not a curated record. Gene Ontology annotation, cellular component: membrane. Gene Ontology annotation, molecular function: sphingosine N-acyltransferase activity. The transcript is spliced from 5 exons.
CCCCUAACAUCCAGGCUUUAUUACUACUAUAUCCUGGAGUUGGCUUUCUACUGGUCCCUCAUGUUUUCUCAGUUUACAGACAUCAAAAGGAAGGACUUCCUGAUCAUGUUUGUCCAUCACUUGGCCACGAUUGGACUCAUCACGUUCUCUUACAUGAAUAACAUGGUGAGGGUUGGGACUCUGGUGCUGUGUCUCCAUGAUGCUUCAGAUUUCCUCUUAGAGGCUGCAAAACUGGCCAAUUAUGCCAAGUACCAACGUCUGUGUGAUGCUUUCUUCAUGCUCUUCGGGGUCGUGUUCAUCGUGACACGCUUGGGCAUUUACCCUUUCUGGAUUCUCAACACGACCCUGUUUGAGAGCUGGGAGCUCAUCGGUCCUUACCCCUCCUGGUGGCUCUUCAAUGGGCUCCUGGUGACCUUACAGGUCUUGCAUAUCUUCUGGUCUUACCUCAUCAUCCGCACGGCCUCCAAGGCCCUGGUGCGCGGCAAGGUGUCCAAGGACGACCGCAGUGACGUGGAGAGCAGCUCUGAGGAGGAGGAUGUGACCUCCAACAGCACAAAAGGAGUUUGCAGCAGCUCCAGCAACGGCUCCAACCGCAGCAACGGCCACGUGGCUGGUGGCCAGUGGACAGGAGAGGAGUAA